Molecule: messenger RNA, 2160 nt
Organism: Fusarium sp. VM40
Lineage: Eukaryota; Fungi; Ascomycota; Sordariomycetes; Hypocreales; Nectriaceae
Source: the annotation of a GenBank genome assembly
AUGAACACCGAGUCAUCAAAAUCGCCUCUAGACAAGCUCCUAGCAACAUUACAAACCACGGCUGAAAGUGAAGAGAAGCGUGACGCUCUCGCGAGGCUGAUCUCGGAGGAGUUUGGAAAAAGCAAUAUGGCGAUGCAAGCUGCAUCUUCCCCAGUUGGCGCGCCUAUGCAGAAUGGCGUGAACGGCGGAAACAAUCCACACCAAUCUGCAAAUCAUUCAUUUGCUCAAACACCGGUUCCCUUGCCGAGCUACGCUCCUUCAUCGCAACAUGCUUCAGCCAUAUCUGGGCCACAACGCCAAGGGUCAAGCGCCUCACCUGCGCAUUCAACACCAUUCAUCCCACCUGGACAGCAUCGCUCACCUUCUGAGCAGUCACAUACCACGGCGCAGAAUGUAAACGCUAUGCAGCCUAAACCACCUCACACACAGGCACAGGGCCUGGUGUCACCACCGACAAACCAGCAGUCUUCUAGUGUUGAAUCUCGAGAUUAUUAUCAAGAGCUAGUCAACUUGAUUGAGAGGGCACCUGCGCCGGCUGUUCGCCAAGUCGUUCGGGAUAAAUGGGAAAAGUCUCUUGCGGGCUCACAGUAUCACAUUGCUUUCCUAUUGAAUGCGACCAUGCAUCAGGCAUCUCCUGAGACUGUUGCUAAGGCUGUCAAAGAGUUUGGUGCUGGGCUUGUCCAAAAGUCAAAGCGAGAGUUGAUUAGCCAUCUCGGCAUGUCAGACCUUGAUGAGCUGGUGGAUUUGAUACUCCCCCGUGCCAGUCCUGAAUUCCUCGACAGAGCCCUUGCGAGGCGUCUUGAGACAAUACCAGCUCGACAGCUUGUUAACGCCCUAGCCCGAGCUGAGCGCCUGGGUUACGAUGUGCAUGAUAUUGUCCAUGAGCACAACGAGCGCGUUAUCCCGACACUGCAGUCGAUGCCAACGCAGUCUACUCCUAUGCCUCCGGCAAACCAAGCGCUGCGCGUGAAACAUUACCAUCAACCUGUUCCCACACAGCGUCCUUCGCCAACUGUGCCGAAUCAAGGUACGCUAGCAUCAACGAGCUAUGCUCCGCAAAUGAAUCUACCUCCUAGCCCACCAGGCCUCGUUUGGUGCCGCUGUGGUUGGCCGUGUUCUUCGAAAGAGUCCUUUGAAUAUCAUUUGAAGAAGAAUGCUUGCCACAAGGUUCAAGAGAACGACAUACCUGGUAGGGAUAUCUGCCUCUAUUGUGGCUGCAGAUUUGGUAGCGGUGGUGGUUUGCUAUACCAUGAGAAGUCUAAUGUCUGUGGAGAUCAUAAUUAUGAGCUGGGCCAGAGGAUGCGUGCAUUGAUUGAUGCCUACCGGGCACAGAAUCAAUCACUUUCCGCUGCUGUGCCAAAGCCACCUGUUCAGGUGUCGAGCACCCCCCGUAAUCAAGUGCAUUCAUCAGCUUCGCAACCGCAGAUGGGCUGGGUUGCUUCAACCCCAUCUGAGCCUGCCGGCACCCCAGGUCGUGGUCAAAACCGUAACCCCUACUCACACCUCAACCCCGAGACACUUAAGAAGUUCAAAGAGAUCAUGAGAAAUGCCGAAGCGAAAUACGGAGGCCUAAUGCAAGAAGCAUCACUGCUUGACGAACCAGAAAGAUCCAGGCGAUUGGCAAGUCUGAAAAACUCCUACAACACGAAACAAAGCACAACUCGCAAAAAGUUCGGCAUCCGUCUUCGUGAGAGGAGGACCAAAGGGGAGAUUGAAGCUGAAGAGGCUCGUCUUUUUGGAACAGCCAGUGGCAACGUGACGCCUUCUGGGACACCAGUUCCUGACAGUGAUUCUCGCCCAAACAAGAGGCCCCGAACGGAUGACGAUGAACAGUCAGAAUCCCUUACAGGGCCAAAUGGGGACCGAGAGAGUCCUCGUAAGAGGGUUCCUGUGUCAGAGAUGGGCGGACUGUCUGGGUCGCAAGCAACAGCAGAGCUAACAGACCCUACGGCAUAUCUAAACCGGGCUCAGCCACGUUAUAUGCCGCAGAAGCCUGCCAUGGUGAGCAGCCAGCCAAAGACGUCUGAAUCUCCGGAUCGUACGAGAACAUUCAUGGGAUUGACUCAGGAUGACCCUAUGUCCAUUGAUGAUGAUGACGACGACGACUUAUCGGAUACAGACAGCGACAGCGAUGGAGAUAUUCCCGCCAUUAUCUCUUAA